Molecule: messenger RNA, 366 nt
Organism: Trematosphaeria pertusa
Lineage: Eukaryota; Fungi; Ascomycota; Dothideomycetes; Pleosporales; Trematosphaeriaceae
Exons: 2
Coding region: 1-366 (121 amino acids)
Source: RefSeq, a predicted model, not a curated record
AUGAAGUUCAUCAUCGGCACACCACAUCAUCCAAUUCAAACUAUUACUUGGAAACAAAACCAGCACGCCAUGCACCCAAAGAUUUUCGUCGGACUCCUCAGUGCCCUCGUGGCAACCUCAUACGCCAUCCCGACCACCAACGAAGGCGAGAACUUGGACCUCGAGCAGCGUGCGACAUGCAACAAGAAGCUCAAGUGGCAGGGCGGAGGAUGCGAAACCGACUGGGCAGACAACUGCUACGACAGAUGCUACCGACAGGGCGACGGCAAGAAGUGCUGCAUGAAUUCCAUCGACGCGGAUAUCACGUCCCAGGGCUGCUUCGUGGGUUGGAACACGUGCGAAUGCAGCUGCAUGUCGCCGCGGUAA